Messenger RNA from Daphnia pulicaria, 887 nucleotides. RefSeq lists its product as uncharacterized. The transcript is spliced from 3 exons. The record is from RefSeq and is a predicted model, not a curated record. Lineage: Eukaryota; Metazoa; Arthropoda; Branchiopoda; Diplostraca; Daphniidae. Bases 386 to 748 code for a protein of 120 amino acids.
ACCAUUUUGUUGAGGUUAUUACUCAACGGGAGCGGACCACUUUGAAAUAUUUAAAAAAUACAGCUGAUGCAUGCAGCUCAUCGACAGGAUUCCGUUUACACAACAGACAAACGUCGCUAACAUACAACCAACUUAGACAUACUACAUAAAAAGAAAUCGUUACGUACGUGAUGUGAUUCGUGGUUUUUAGCUGCAUCAGGAUCGACGUGAUGGGAUGGGAUUUUCCCGAUUGACAUCUUUUUCAGAUACACCGACCAGUUGUUUGACAUCACUGAAUCGAGUUUCACCAGUCGUCGUCAAGUAUUCGAAAUCACUGGUCUCAGCCUUUAGUUUUUAGGGCUAAAGGAAAGUAAACGCAAACCAGUGUAGAACGGUAAAAAAAAGGAUGGUGAUUGUGGUGUUGUCGCUUUUCCAUGCAAUUAUUGCGACUGCUUCAAGUUUGUCAGUUACCAAAGAGCUGUUGAUAUAUGACGGACAUCCAUUUGGCAGCCGAGCUGUGCUCGUGAGUAGUGAUCAUAAUGAGUCAUGUCAAUUUUUCGGUCAAAGUGAUCAGAUUGAGUUUAUUGAAAACCUUCCGGAUCGUCCGCCAAUUCGGGUGGUAAAUCAACAAGAAUGGUCCAACGUUUUUGCUGAAUGUCAGGAACAAUUGCUGUCCCAAAAUCAAACACCGACUCCGUCUAACAUACAUUUUAUCUACCCAGGCUGCGACAGGCACCAAAUGGUGUGGACCAGGAAAUAUUGCAAAUAGUUAUGAUGAUCUGGGCAGUCGGGUCGCCACGGACAUGUGUUGCCGAGAUCAUGAUAACUGUACGACGAGGUAACGACAGUUUAAACCCCGGAAGUUGUAAAAAUGGUUUGUGCAACAACUCCGUUUUCACAAAGUAUGU